This is a messenger RNA of Heterotrigona itama, 1378 nucleotides long. Lineage: Eukaryota; Metazoa; Arthropoda; Insecta; Hymenoptera; Apidae. The record is from the annotation of a GenBank genome assembly.
AUGAAACAGACCAGAACAGCGAUUAGCAGAAUAUCACUGAAAACAACACCUAUUCCAGUUCCAUUGAAUUUUUUACGGGAGACAAGGUGCAAGGGCCGCAAGUUCCGAGCAGCUGGGGUAGUGGUUGACAUGAUAAAAUCGAAGAAGAUGGCUGGUAGGGCAGUGCUAUUAGCUGGUCCCCCAGGUACUGGAAAAACAGCGAUUGCGUUAGCCAUGGCACAAGAGUUGGGCAACAAAGUGCCAUUUUGUCCCAUGGUAGGUUCGGAAGUUUAUAGCUCUGAAAUAAAAAAGACAGAAGUUCUGAUGGAAAACUUCAGAAGGGCUAUUGGUCUCAGAAUCAAAGAGACUAAGGAAGUAUACGAGGGAGAAGUUACAGAACUAACGCCAGUUGAAACAGAAAAUCCUAUGGGUGGAUAUGGAAAGACAGUGUCGCACGUAGUAAUUGGAUUAAAAACUGCUAAAGGCACAAAGCAAUUGAAAUUGGAUCCCUCUAUAUAUGAGUCCUUGCAAAAAGAAAAGGUAGAGACAGGAGAUGUGAUUUACAUUGAGGCAAAUAAUGGUGCCGUAAAAAGGCAGGGUAGGAGCGAUAAUUUUGCUACUGAAUUUGAUCUGGAAGCAGAAGAGUAUGUUCCAUUACCUAAGGGUGAUGUGCACAAAAAGAAGGAAGUCAUUCAGGAUGUAACAUUGCAUGAUCUGGAUGUUGCUAAUGCUAAACCACAAGGUGGUCAAGAUAUUAUGUCUAUGAUGGGUCAAUUAAUGAAACCUAAGAAAACAGAAAUUACAGAUAAAUUGCGCAAAGAAAUAAAUAAAGUUGUAAAUAAGUAUAUUGAUCAAGGUAUUGCGGAAUUAGUACCAGGAGUGUUAUUUAUAGAUGAGGUACACAUGUUAGACAUAGAGACGUUUACGUAUCUUCAUCGUGCGCUAGAAAGCGCAAUUGCGCCGAUUGUUAUCUUUGCAACAAAUCGAGGUCGUUGUAUAAUCAGAGGAACAGAAGAUAUCGUGUCACCACAUGGAAUUCCUCUCGAUCUCUUAGAUAGGUUGUUAAUUAUAAGAACGCUUCCCUAUUCUAGAUCGGAAAUAGAGCAAAUAGUUAAAUUAAGAGCCACAACGGAAGGGUUGCAAAUCGAAGAUGAAGCUCUAUCAGCUCUUGGUGAAUUAGGUACAAAAACAACGCUUAGAUAUGUGGUACAACUUUUAACUCCUGCGUCAUUAACGGCUAAAGUAAACGAAAGAACAAUAAUUAAAAAAGAAGACGUCGAAGAAGUGGGAUCAUUGUUCUUAGAUGCAAAGUCAUCCGCUAAAAUUCUUACACAAAAUAAAGAUAAAUUUAUGAAAUGAUUGUAUUCGACUAUUAUCUACUAUUCUAAAUAAAGUUUAA